This is a messenger RNA of Helianthus annuus (common sunflower), 1770 nucleotides long. RefSeq lists its product as uncharacterized. The coding region runs from base 1 to 1770 and encodes 589 amino acids. Lineage: Eukaryota; Viridiplantae; Streptophyta; Magnoliopsida; Asterales; Asteraceae. The record is from RefSeq and is a predicted model, not a curated record. The transcript has 6 exons.
AUGGCGUCAUCGAGAGAUAAUUUGAAGGUUUACCUUCGAGUUUCUGAAAAGAAAUCUGUAUCUCAAAACCCUAAAUCAUCAAAGAAGCCAAAAAUAUCAUCAGUUGAAGAAAACAUCGAUCAACAAGGAAACAUUAGCCGAAAAUCAACAAUGAAACAACAAACUAGUAGAAAACGCAAAGAGAUUUCUGAUAAUGGUAUAUUUUUGAUUAAAAAACAAGAGGAAAAACAAAAAAGGAGAAGAAAGAAAGUGGUGAUAGAAUCUUCAGAAGAUACAGAUUCUGUUUCAAAAGAUGAAAAUACUAGUCGAGCUAUAGUUCUGCAUACUUCUAAACAACAACAAGUAAAUUCAGAAAUUUGUCAAGAUGAAUCUAAAGAAAAAAAUGACAACGAUGUUCAAGAACAACCAAACAUCCAAAUCAACGCAGAAGAGAUAAAAGAUGGAAACACCUUACUUAAAGCUGCAAUAGACUGGAUUGAACAAGAUGAUGCUCAAAACAGCCAACUUAAAACCAUUAAAACUGAAAAAACACAAACAGAAAGUGGAGGAUCAUGGGGGCAAUUCUUCAUAAAACCAUCAAAAGGAAAUAAAGAUAAAUUGUGGGUAGACAGUCAAUGCCGAUUGUGUAAUUUCAUGCCAUCACAAAAUCAAAGUGAAGGUCUUUCUGACAUUCAUUCAACAAAAAGUGGCGAUGAAAAUAUGAAGAACAUUGAAGGAAAAAAAUCAAAUGAAGAAUAUGUUGUGACUGCCUUAGCUUUUCAUUUUAAAGGAUUUGAAGAAGUUUUCGAAAGCAUCCAAACACGCAUAGAUGAGAUCAUUGAAGAAUAUCCAAAUAGUGAAAUUGUUUAUAACAAAGUAAAUGAAUGGGCUUCAUUGAUUGAAAAAUUCAACGAUCAAGCUAAAAAGCACAAGAAAGUUAGUAUUGAUUCAACUCUGAUCGAAACACCAUCAAGAUUUCUAAAUUUGAGCCAAAAUGAAGACACAGAAAAUCAACUCAUUUCAUCUCCAUUGAGUGUAAAACGAAUGAUGAUGCUACAAAAUGCAAUGAAGAUAACACAGUUGAAGACCAAUCCUCAAAUCCAGAAAAAAUCAUUGAGAAAGAACCUACGUCAAUUGUCUUCAAAUGUGGAUGAAAAUGAAGUGGAAGAUGAUAUUGCUCGCCACGCUACACAAUCCGAAAAUCAAACAGAAUCUGAAAAUAAAACAAGCGAAAAAGAAUUUGAAACUUCUGUUCAAAUUACUGGGAUACAAACAAUGUUUGAUAGAAUUGAAGAACAUAACACUGAAAAAGAAAUCAGUAAUCUGAUUCAAAACACAUCAUUCCUGAACCCACAAGAAGAUCCGUAUAAAACACCUGUAAAACCUGUUCAGGAAGAACAACCAACAACUGAUAUCAACAAAACAGAAGAAAUAAUCACAAAGAUAGUACGACCAGAUCGACAGAAAAAUGUUGCAGAAGCAUUAUGUUCACCAUACUAUCAAAGACAAAUAGCAAUGAAUGAAGUAAGAACGACUCACGAAAACAACAUAUCGGGAUAUGCUUUCCAUGCAGAAGGAGAAAUAACGGACAUUCUCUUUGAAAUUAAAGAUCAUGUAUUUCUGUCGAGAUAUGCUGCAGAAACAAUGAGGCCAGGAUUGGAAAUAACAGGAAAAGUAAUCGAUUGUUGGGCAUAUAUUUUGAAUGAAGAAGAAAAAAGAAGAUCGAAAGACAACAAAAACCCAAGAUUUUUCUGUACUAUUCGAAUGCUGGCUUUAUCAUUGAAUGAAUAG